UUUUCUUUUUCACGCAAUACAAGUAUCGAAUAGUAAAUUUCAACCAUUAUUCAAACAUUAUUCAGAAAUCGCUUUUUUUUUGGAGUAGAAACUUACGUGAUAUCUUGACGAUGAUAGCCGCGGAUUGGAAAGAAAGUGCGAAAGAUCCAUUCAGCAUGCACAUGACAACGAAUAUGGCUAAUCUCUCACAUCGCGUUUCGAAUGCAAUUAUCGGCCUUCACAUGGCCGCCGUGGUGACCUAUAGUCUUGGCGUAGUUUUGUCCAAUACCGAGGCUGAUAAUUUUAAUAUGUCAACUACUCCUGUUCGACAGCUUAUCCUGAGGAUGGAAUUUCCCUUUGACAGCAACAGCUCACCCGUACACGAGUUCGUAAUGAUAGGGCAAUUUUUUCAUCUGGUAACACAAGCCUGCGCGAUUGACGUGCUGAACGCUUUAAUUAUGACGUUGGUAUUUCACGUUGGCGGUCAAAUCGAUAUUUUACGGGAACGGUUGACAAACGUUUUUUCCAGAAAGAACGUGCACGAUUUAACCAGAAUCGCAAUUAAUAAUCUGAUAGGAAAACAUCAAAAGAUUAUUUUAUAUAUAGAAAAUGUUGAGAGCCUUUAUUGUUACAUCGCGUUGAUGCAAUUUAUAUCGAAUACUUUAAUUAUUUGCUCCCUAGGAUUUGUUAUCGUUAUCUCAAUAAACGGUCCAGACAGUUCCACAAUAUUGGUGAAGACUCUACUGUUUUACAUCGUCAUGAACCUCGAGGCUUUCAGUUUUUGUUUUGCCGGGGAAUACUUAAGUACAAAGAGUCAACAUAUCGCAGACGCGGCUUAUGGAUCUUUUUGGUAUGAUAUGCAUGUAAACGAGAGUCAAAUGAUAUCAUUUCUAAUAUUGAGAUCGCAAAAACGAUUAACAGUUACAAUCGGAAAAAUUAUGGAUCUAUCAUUGGAACGUUUUACCAGUAUUGUAAAAGCGUCUGCGUCUUAUGUAUCUGUGCUACUUGCCAUGUCCUGAAUAAAGAAUUAAAUGGUUAGUUAUAAAGAAUUGUAAACAUUAAUAUUUAAAAAAAUUGAAAGAAAUAAUAUUUAGGCCUACAGUUUUACAUUUUAUACAUUCUUACAUUUUAUACAUUCUGUCGUUUUCUCUGCCAUUUUAUUAUCACUCAUAUCUUAUUAAUAAUGCGCGCAAUGAAAAACAUGUAUUAUAUUUUUAUUAUUUUAUAUUUUAU
Messenger RNA from Monomorium pharaonis (pharaoh ant), 1212 nucleotides. Its product is annotated as odorant receptor Or2. Gene Ontology annotation, cellular component: plasma membrane. The record is from RefSeq and is a predicted model, not a curated record. The transcript is spliced from 5 exons. Gene Ontology annotation, biological process: detection of chemical stimulus involved in sensory perception of smell; sensory perception of smell. The coding region runs from base 111 to 998 and encodes 295 amino acids. Gene Ontology annotation, molecular function: olfactory receptor activity; odorant binding. Lineage: Eukaryota; Metazoa; Arthropoda; Insecta; Hymenoptera; Formicidae.